UUAGUGUCACCAAACACUACAUAGAGAAAUGAUAAGUUAGAUAAGCAUCCAAGCACUUGUAAGGAAAUAAAAUCGAAAGAUAAAAAGAAACCAUGCCACAACAGCUAUAAAUAGACCCACACCAUGAAGAUCCUCUUCCAUCAUCCAUCCUUCACACCCCUAGAGAGCAAAAACAUCGAAGCCAGGCAAGCAAUAGUCAACACAAAUCAAUCAUGAAGACCUUCCUCAUCCUUGCCCUCCUUACCGUGGUGGUAACCAUGGCCAACGCCACUGUGCAGCUUAACCCUACAAGUCAAUAUCGACCCGAACAACCAUUUUCGCAACCUCAACAACCAUUUCCGCAAUCGAAGCAACUGUUUCCACUGUUUCCGCAACCCCAACAACCGUUUCCGCUGUUUCCGCAACCCCAACAACCAUUUCCGCAACCCCAACAACCGUUUCCGCUGUUUCCACAACCCCAACAACCGUUUCCGCAACCCCAACAACCAUUCCCGCAACCCCAACAACCAUUUCCACUAUUUCCGCAACCCCAACAACCGUUUCCGCAACCCCAGCAACCAUUUCCGCAACCCCAACAACCGUUUCCGCUAUUUUCACAACCCCAACAACCGUUUCCACAACCGCAACAACCAUUUCCACAACCCCAACAACCAUUUCCGCAACCUCAACAACCCUUUCCUCAACCAGAACAACCAUUUCCGCAACCACAACAACCAUUCCCGCUGUUUCCCCAACCCCAACAACCAUUUCCGCUGUUUCCCCAACCACAAGAAUCAUUUCCACAACCGCAACAACCAUUUCCGCAACCCCAACAACCCUUUCCUCAACCGCAACAACCAUUUCCGCAGGAACAACAACAAUUUCCCGAGCAACAACAACCAUCCCUGCAACAACAACCGUCUUUCCAGCCAAUUCUACAACAAGAGUUGAACCAGUGCCGAGAGUUCCUCGUGCAGCAAUGCAAACCACUGGCAAUUGUCUCGAUCCUUCGGCCGUGGAUCUUUCAACAGAGGAACUGCCACGCGAUGCAGAAACAAUGUUGCCAGCAGCUGGCGCAGAUUCCCAAGCAGCUCCGGUAUCCUGCUAUACAUAGCGUGGUGCAGGCCAUCAUCAUGCAACAACAACAACAACAAUUCUUCCCACCUCAGCAGCAGCAGGUGGAUCAAGGCUUCUUCCAGCCUCAGCCACAACAGGUGGUCCAGAGCUUCAUCCAACCACAACAACUAGCUCAGUUCGAGGCGAUGAGGAAGUUUGCGCUCCAGACCCUGCCAACGAUGUGUAAUGUGCAGGUCCCGCCGUACUACCCCACCGUCCCGUCCAGCCGCGUCUUUCCCUUUUGAGAAGAAUACAAGAGCUCUAGUACUAGAUAGAUGGAUCACCGUUAUUUCAUCAAUGGACCGAUCGAUGUAACGGUGAAAAAUAAAGUGGCAUGUGCUAAGAUGUUUGACCCCCGGCCAGUACUAGUCUAAACCUGGUAAUAAAAGAUAAACAUAGUUCUUGUCCGCAUAA
Lolium perenne is the source of this 1509-nucleotide messenger RNA. RefSeq lists its product as uncharacterized. Lineage: Eukaryota; Viridiplantae; Streptophyta; Magnoliopsida; Poales; Poaceae. Gene Ontology annotation, molecular function: nutrient reservoir activity. The record is from RefSeq and is a predicted model, not a curated record.